Perca flavescens (yellow perch) is the source of this 4589-nucleotide messenger RNA. It is a transcript of the gene kcnt1a, whose product is annotated as potassium sodium-activated channel subfamily T member 1a. Gene Ontology annotation, cellular component: plasma membrane. Gene Ontology annotation, biological process: potassium ion transmembrane transport. Gene Ontology annotation, molecular function: intracellular sodium-activated potassium channel activity; outward rectifier potassium channel activity. Lineage: Eukaryota; Metazoa; Chordata; Actinopteri; Perciformes; Percidae. The coding region runs from base 124 to 3633 and encodes 1169 amino acids. The transcript is spliced from 29 exons. The record is from RefSeq and is a predicted model, not a curated record.
UUCUCCCUUCAUUUCCCUUCUGCUUCUUUACUUUUCUCCUCUUCCUCCUCUAGCUCCUCUCCAGCACCACUCCAGACCAACAUCAACAGCAGCGGGGUUAUCUUAGACAUCUCCACUCUUACGAUGGAGCAGCAGGAGAGUGAGGAGGUGCCUCCGCUGCCUCCCCGCUUCCGCUUCAGAGACCUACUGCUCGGGGAUCAGAGCUUCCAGAAUGACGACAGAGUGCAGGUGGAGUUUUAUGUGAAUGAAAACACCUUCAAGGAACGCCUGAAGCUUUUCUUCAUCAAAAACCAAAGAUCAAGCCUUCGGAUUCGUGUGUUUAACUUCUCCCUGAAGCUGCUCACCUGCCUGCUGUACACCAUCCGCGUGGUGACUGAUAACCCGGGUCAGGGCGCCAGUGCCAGUCACAGCGCAGGACAGCAGAACGCUCCCAGUGGAAACAACAAAUGUGUCGACUGCCAGUGGAACGGAUCUGUGCAGGACAGAGAAAUUAACUGGGAUUUGAUCUUCUGGGUGGAUAGAAAGGUUCCUGUCUGGGCCAUUCAAGUAAUUGUGGCCAUCAUUAGUUUCCUGGAGACUAUGUUACUAAUGUAUCUGAGCUACAAGGGGAACAUCUGGGAGCAGAUAUUCCAGGUGUCCUUUCUUCUGGAGAUGAUCAACACAGUUCCCUUCAUCAUUACGAUCUUCUGGCCCUCAAUAAGAAACAUCUUCAUUCCCGUGUUUCUCAACUGCUGGCUGGCUAAGUGUGCUUUGGAGAACAUGAUCAAUGAUGUCCACAGAGCAAUCCAGAGGACCAACUCAGCCAUGUUCAACCAGGUCCUCAUUCUGAUCUGCACCCUGCUCUGCCUGGUCUUCACUGGCACAUGUGGAAUCCAGCACCUGGAGCGAGCAGGCAAAAACCUCUCCCUCUUUAAUUCCUUCUACUUCUGCAUUGUCACCUUCUCCACCGUGGGCUUUGGAGACGUCACCCCCCGCAUAUGGCCCUCCCAGCUACUGGUGGUCAUCAUGAUCUGUGUGGCUCUGGUGGUGCUGCCUCUGCAGUUUGAGGAGCUGAUGUACCUGUGGAUGGAGAGACAGAAGUCUGGAGGGAAUUACAGCCGCCACAGAGCACAGACGGAGAAACAUGUAGUGCUGUGUGUCAGCACACUAAAGAUAGACCUGCUCAUGGAUUUUCUCAAUGAAUUCUAUGCCCAUCCUAGACUGCAGGAUUACUAUGUAGUGAUCCUGUGCCCAAGUGAAAUGGACCUCCAGGUACGGAGAGUGCUCCAGAUCCCUCUGUGGUCUCAAAGGGUCAUCUAUCUGCAAGGAUCUGUUCUCAAAGACCAGGACCUGCUGAGAGCCAAAAUGGAUGACGCAGAGGCUUGUUUCAUUCUAAGCAGUCGUAACGAAAUGGAUCGCAUGGCUGCGGACCAUCAAACCAUCCUGAGAGCCUGGGCAGUGAAGGACUUUGCUCCAAAUUGCCCCCUUUAUGUCCAAAUACUUAAACCUGAAAAUAAGUUCCAUGUCAAAUUUGCAGAUCAUGUUGUGUGUGAGGAGGAGUUCAAAUAUGCCAUGUUGGCUCUCAACUGUGUGUGUCCUGCCACCUCCACCUUGGUCACGCUCCUUGUACACACCUCCCGCGGACGAGAAGGACAACAGUCUCCAGAGCAAUGGCAGAGGAUGUACGGAUGUUGCUCUGGCAACGAGGUCUACCACAUCCGAGUGUGUGACAGCAAGUUCUUUGGAGAGUAUAACGGCAAAAGCUUUACAUACGCCUCCUUUCAUGCUCACAAGAAGUAUGGCGUGUGUCUGAUCGGUAUAAAGAGGGAAGACAACAAGAGCAUCCUGCUGAACCCUGGCCCGCGCCACAUCAUGGCUUCCACAGACACCUGCUACUACAUCAACAUCACUAAGGAGGAGAACUCAGCCUUCAUCUUCAACCAGGAAGAGAAGAAGGGCCGCCCUGCCGGGGGACGCUAUGACGGACCCUCGCAGCUUCCUGUGCACAGCAUCAUUGCUAGCAUGGGCACUGUUGCCAUGGAUCUUCAGAAUACGAGUCCACCUGACGUCUCAGGUGGUAGACUGGUCCCACCUGCGUUAAAUGGAACAGAGGGCCGCCGGCCGAGCAUCGCUCCAGUUCAGGAGAUCGCCGACUCCUCCUCAAUUCUGCCAUGUGACCUCCUCAGUGACCAAUCAGAAGAUGACUCCGUCUUCACAGAUGAAAAAGGCCACUCAUCUACUGAGUACGUGAAAGGUUAUCCCCCUAACUCUCCGUACAUUGGGAGCUCGCCUACCUUGUGCCAUCUGUUGGCUGAAAAAGCCCCGUUUUGCUGCCUACGACUUGACCAGGGUUGCAGGCACAACAGCUUUGAGGAUGCUAAGGCUUAUGGUUUUAAAAACAAGCUCAUCAUUGUGUCUGCUGAGACUGCAGGGAACGGUCUUUAUAACUUCAUAGUGCCUCUCAGAGCUUAUUACAGACCAAGGAAAGAACUCAACCCCAUUGUCUUGCUGCUUGAUAACUCGCCAGAAAAUCACUUUCUGGAGGCCAUCUGCUGUUUUCCUAUGGUCUACUACAUGGCUGGGACCAUAGACAAUCUGGACAGCCUGCUGCAGUGUGGCAUUAUGUACGCCGAUAAUUUGGUUGUUGUGGAUAAAGAGAGUACGAUGAGUGCUGAGGAGGACUACAUGGCUGAUGCCAAAACUAUUGUCAAUGUACAGACUAUGUUCAGGUUGUUUCCCAGUCUCAGCAUUAUCACAGAGCUUACUCAUCCAUCCAACAUGAGGUUCAUGCAGUUCAGAGCAAAGGACUGCUAUUCACUGGCCCUCUCCAAGCUGGAGAAGAAAGAGCGUGAUAAAGGUUCCAACUUGGCCUUCAUGUUUCGCCUACCCUUCGCUGCAGGGAGAGUAUUCAGUAUCAGCAUGCUGGACACCCUGCUGUAUCAGUCUUUUGUGAAGGACUACAUGAUUCUUAUUGCAAGGCUGCUGCUGGGGCUGGACACCACUCCAGGAUCAGGAUACCUCUGUGCUAUGAAAGUAACAGAGGAAGAUCUGUGGAUUAGUACUUAUGGUAGACUGUUCCAGAAACUCUGCUCCUCCAGUGCCGAAAUUCCUAUCGGGAUCUAUCGGACAGAAUCCCACAUUUUCCCAACUUCUGAGUCGCAGGUGUCAGUCAGUGUUGAUGACUGCGAGGACACCAAGGACAAGGGGGACGAAUCUCGCAGCAAUGACCAAUCAGAUCACCCUCUGCUGAGGAAGAAGAGCAUGCAGUGGGCACGGCGUCUGAGUAAGAAAAGCAUGAGGCGGCAGGGAGUUGGCCGCGACUCGAGCAAGGACCACAGCCAGCGCAUCGCUCAGCAGCGCCUCAACCUCUACCGACGCUCUGAGAGGGAAGAGCUGUCUGAGCUGGUCCGCAACCGCAUGAGACAUCUGGGCCUCCCCACCUCCGGAUAUGAUGAGCAGAAUGAUCACCAAAACACCUUGUCCUACGUCCUGAUUAACCCUUCUCCUGACACCAGACUGGAGCUCAAUGACGUUGUGUACUUGAUUCGUUCAGACCCUCUGGCUCACGUCCCAGAGGUGCCUCCUGUCCACAGAAGCAGCCUGAGAGAGACACACGAGUCCAGCAUGGACGCCAGAGAGGACACCCAGCUCUGAUACCAUGAUGACCUUCACUGGUACACUCUUUCAUAAUCACCCCCUUCAGCUUCCAAGGGGGUCUGGUUGCAACCACGCAGGUCCAGUCUGAAAGAGCACAAUUUGUGCUACAAUGUUCCAGCACUGCAGUUUUCAACUGUAUUAUAUGAGUGCCUACUGUUUGGCAAGUGACAUUUAACAUCAUCUGUGACGUUUUCAUCCUCUUGCUACAAUGUAAGAAUAGUGCAUUCGUUGCUGUGAAAGCUCUCUCAGAUGAGCCGUCAGGGACAAGUUUGUUAACAAACUUAUUCAGCUAACUGAAGGGAUUUGAAUCUGUUCCAUCACACGUGCAGUGUUGCCCUUUAUUAGAGUGAGUUAGAGAGAUUCACCAAACAAAAGAAUCAGGAUCUAAAUGAAUUGUAUAUUUUGCUUCUGCUGUUUUGGGUUGUGGCUCCCUCGGGAAAAGUGCAAGUUGAACAUCAAGAUUAGAGAUUUUGGGAUGCAGAGGUUUGUUGCCCAGGCUUGACUUAACAGAAAUCAGAUGCAAUUAUUCAAAAUUUCCCAGGGCCAUAUACACUCACCUAUUCCCCACCAAUAUAAAAUAUAAUCAUAAAAUCAAAAAUAAUGUUCUACAGUAUGUGACUUAAAUAAAUAUGUGCAUUAAAGCUUUCCUUCAAAGCUUGUUUUUUCUGUAGCUGAACCAUAGAAAUACAUAGUUGUUCAGUGGUGUAGAAGUCUUGAUUAGUAUGUUUUGUACAAACAAUGAUGGUUACGUGUAUGUUUCUCUGCAGUGCUUUUCUUAGGUUGGAUCAGGUUUUUGCACUACAAGUGCUUAGUUCAACCGUUUUAACCGUGACAUAUAGUCAGUAUUGUGCCAUAAAAGAUUUAUUUGAUUUGUUUUAUAUAAUUGUAACCAGAAAACCUCAUUUUACUUUCAGCACUGCUCAGUGAAAGAAUGUGCUUAUGAAUUUACAUUU